AUGCGUACCUACUUCAAAAUAAUAUUUCUCCUGGCUGUUGUCACCCUGCUCGCCAACAGCAAGGCUACUUCACCCAAACCCCAGGACCUCAUCCAACGGAGAAGCGGACGAGUGUUGAGAGCUGAUGCAACAUACAACCAGGCCACUAAUGCCGUCGACGAAGAGAGGGCUUCAAUUCCAGAAUUGAUCAGCAAGCUCGGUAAAUCCGUGCCGAAGUGGUUUGGGGACAAGUAUCUCGCGACAAGACUGAGGCUUAAAGCGGUACAGAUGAAUCUUGACAACGUCGUGGAGAAGCUUGUGAAAGAAGGUGUCGAUCCUAAUCGGGCAUACAAAGUGUUAAAACUCAAGAAGGACAGCAACCAGUUUGUUGGUAUGCACGAAACCGGCGAAUAUAAGCUAUGGCACAAGCUUGUUACUGCCUAUCAGAAAAAGUAUCCCAAGUGGGUGAACCUGUACGCUUAA
Messenger RNA from Phytophthora infestans T30-4, 462 nucleotides. Its product is annotated as secreted RxLR effector peptide protein, putative. The record is from RefSeq and is a predicted model, not a curated record. Lineage: Eukaryota; Oomycota; Peronosporomycetes; Peronosporales; Peronosporaceae. Bases 1 to 462 code for a protein of 153 amino acids. The transcript has a single exon.